AUGCGAGUCUGGCACAGCUCUAGCACUCGGCGCAGCUUUACAGAGUCAGCAGCGGUACGACUAAGGACCACGGAACUGAACAGCUCCUCUCUCUCGAACCUGAAGAUCAACAGUGACCGUCUAUGGGAGACGAUCCACUCUACGUCGCGAUGGAGCGAGCCCACGGGCGUCGACCCCAGCGACAUCAAACGAGUUGGGCUCAGGCGCCUCACGCUCAGUAAGGAGGAUAAGGAAGCUCGAGACUGGUUCAUCAGCACUACUGAGUCUUUAGGGUGCAAGACCCAUGUCGAUGAAAUUGGGAAUAUCUUCGCCAUUAGACCGGGACUCAAUAACGAUGCACCGGCAACCUUUGCAGGAAGUCACUUGGAUUCGCAGCCUUCUGGAGGGAGGUUCGAUGGGAUUCUCGGCAUCGCGGCUGGGGUUGAGAUGCUGAGAACGCUGAAUGACAAUUGGAUUGAGACGGAGGGCCCGGUUGGAGUUGUGAAUUGGACGAACGAGGAAGGCGCGAAAUUUCCGGUGUCCAUGAUGGGGAGUGGCGUUUGGUCUGGACGAUUGGGGCUGCAGAAGGCAUGGGACGUCAAGAGCGUAAUCAACACCGGACCCGUCACAACGGUAAAAGAAGAACUGGAAACAAUAGGGUAUCUGGGAAACACACCCUCGAGUCCCAAGGGCACGCCCAUCGGAGCACAUUUCGAACUCCACAUCGAGCAGGGUCCUAAACUCGAAGCUUCGGCUGCUAACGUCGGCGUGGUUAUGGGCGUACAGGCAUACAAAUGGUUUACAGUGACCAUCACAGGGCGAGAAUCACACGCUGGAACCACCGACUUCGACCACCGAGCAGAUGCGUUACACGCGGCAUGUCAAUUCAUCGGGGCCGCGAGGAACAUCGCCCGAGCUGCUGGCGGCUUGUCCACGGUCGGCAUGCUGAGUCUGUCACCAGGGAGCGUCAACACCGUCCCCGGAGAAGUGAGGCUCAGCCUCGACAUCCGCCACCCCACCGACGAAGGCCUAGCGACGAUACUCGCCGAGGUCGAGAACUCUUGUCGUGAUGUCAGCGAAGCCGCCUUGAAAAGCAGCUGUCCAGAGGAUGGAAGCAAGACCAGCCACCUCAGACAGAUCGCCUUCCACAUGCAAGAGACCUUCUCCAGUCCUGCAACCAAGUUCCAUCCAGAUGCUGUUCUCUGUGUGGAGCAGGCUGCUGCUGCGAUGUACCCCAAAGAGAGGUUUGAGGCAAACGUGAAGAAGAUGAUCAGCGGCGCUGGUCAUGACAGUGUGUGCACCAACGACCACUGUCCGACGGCAAUGAUCUUCGUGCCGUGUAAAGACGGUGUCAGUCAUAAUCCCGCCGAGUGGUGUGAACAGGAGCAUUGUGCGGUUGGGGCUAAUGUCUUAAUGCAUUCGGUCUUGAGGAUGGAUAGACGGAGGAAGGAGAAGGGGGACUUUGACUAG
Molecule: messenger RNA, 1449 nt
Organism: Exophiala bonariae
Lineage: Eukaryota; Fungi; Ascomycota; Eurotiomycetes; Chaetothyriales; Herpotrichiellaceae
Exons: 1
Coding region: 1-1449 (482 amino acids)
Molecular function (GO): hydrolase activity, acting on carbon-nitrogen (but not peptide) bonds, in linear amidines
Source: RefSeq, a predicted model, not a curated record